UUUAAAUCUGCUUGCCCUUUUGGAACUGUUCUCUCUAGCAUUUCAGGAAAAAGAAAAAUAUAUUUUUUAAUGGGCUUCCCUUCAUUAAAUAGAUCAUUUACAGGAAGCAAAACCCGUAAACCUGACUGUCUGGAUGAACCAGUCAGGCGGCUUUUUCGGGAGUGUCGAGGCACGAGGUCUGAGCGUUUUUCCACUACAGAGCUACACUUGGAUUAUAUAUGAGGUGCUAGCGUAGCAAGCGUUUGCCCUAUUUGCCGGGACAUGUGUUUAAAUCAGCAGUUAGUGUAUCCAUUUAACCUACACUGCAGGACAGAGGUUUACGCUAACUCGACACCUGUGGUGGUCAUCCUGCAUUGAAGAAGGCUGGAUAAGUUCCAACAAGCUGAUGUUUGGUUAACUUUUGCCCGUUCGAUAGACCGCAUAAAAACAAACAAAUAGCCUGGUGUAGUGACCUGUCCACAACACUCGGCUACAACACAGUACUGACUGCAUCCACUUUGGUCUCCUCUAUAAUAAUGAUCUGUUAUUUACUUGACGCUUUUAGCCAAAGCGACUUUUGAUCAAACUCAGCAGGGGACAAUCCCUCCUGGAGCAAUGUGGGGUUAAGGGCCCAACAGCUGUGCAGAUCUUAUCGUGACUAUACCUGAGCUUGAACCACCAACCUCCCGGGGGUCCCAGUCUCGGCCUUAGCCGCUAGGCGACGGGCUGCUUCCCACCAUAGCGAUGGGGGGCUUCCGGACUCUCGUGGAACCCGUGGUGAUCUUAAACACCAUGGGCAGCGCCUUCUACGACACCGCCCUCAGCCUGUCCGUGUACCAGCGGGCCCUGGAGCUGGCGGAGGGCCGGAGCGACCAGGCCCAGGCCAUCGCCUCGCACUUCCUGCUGCUCUACAACAGCCUGUGCUCCCUGCUGUCGUUCGUCUCCACCCUGGUCCUGGGCUGGCUGGCGCACCGCCACGGCCCCCGCCUGCUUCUGGUGCUGCCGCAGGUGGGCACGGUGGCGCGGAAGAGCCUGCUCCUGGCCUUCGUGCUGUUCCGGCUCCCGCUGGAGGCGCUGUACGCCGGGGCGGCGGCGUACGGGCUGUGCGGGGGCACGCCGGCGUACUGGGGCGCGCUGGUCUCGCUGGCCUCGCUCACCUCGGGCGAGCGGCGCCGGAGCCUGAAGAUCAACGCCGUGGACUUCUGCUACGGCACCACGGCCGUGCUCGGCGGCCUGCUGUCGGGCCACCUGUACCCGCUGGGCCGGGCCGGCGUGCCCCUCAUCGUCAUGAGCAUCCUGCUCUGCGUGGGGAGUCUGCUCUACUCCGCCUUCCUGCUCACCAUCCCCGGGGCCGCCGGCGGCGGGGAGGGCAAUCCAGAGCCCGGCUGGCUGGAGGUGUCCCGGCGGGCGGCCCGGACGGACAGGAGCGGCGUGGUCCUGCUCCUGGUGUCCAUCGCGGUGUUCGACCUGGGGAUGAGCGGGGCGGAGGACGUGCUGACGCUCUACGUGCAGAAGCCGCCGCUCGGCUGGGACUCGGUCUGGUUGGGCUACGGCAGCGCCGCCACCAACGCCAUGUACGUCAGCAGCUUCCUGGGCGUGGUGCUCCUCUCCCGGGCCCUGGGGGACACGGCCCUCAUCCUGCUGGGCGUGGCGUCCAACUGCACCGGCAUGGCCGUCAUGGCCUUCGCCACCCGGAGCUGGGUCUACUUCUUCGCGCGUGGAAUCAUGAUGUUUUCUUGUAUCCCAAUGCCCACAAUAAAAGCACAGAUGUCCGUAAAGCUGGAUGCUCGGUCCUACGGGCGUGUAUUUGGCUGGCUACAGGCCACCUUGGCCUUGACUACAGUCUUGUCUGGGCUGUUCUUCACUUCCAUUUACCCCCUUACCCUGGGCUGGUACAGUGGCUUCUGCUUCUUAACCUCAUGUGCCAUCAGCUACCUCAGUGUCAUCCCCAUACUGUAUCUCCAUUGCAGAGGAACUAGAAAAGGAUACAUGCCCAUUUCUGUCAACAGCUAAUCCUAACACCUUUUCUACACUGGAGAUUCCAGAUUCCAGUUCCUGAGAUAGCCUACUGCAUCAAUGACGUAAACUGCACAAAAAGCAGUCGUAUGUGAACUACCUACAGGACUCCAGACUCCUGUAUGGAACACCUGUACACCUACUUAUUCAUGCGAUUAUCUAAUCAGCCAAUUUGUGUGACAGCAGUGGAAUGUAUACAAUCAUAUAGAUACGGGUCAGGAGCUUCAGUUAAUGUUCACAUCAACCAUCAGACUGGGGGAAAAAAUUGAUCUAAGUGACUUUGACCACGGAAUGAUUGUUGGUGGUAGACAGGGUGGUUUGAGAAUAUCAGAAACUGCUGAUCUCCUGGGAUUUUCACGCACACUAGUCUCUAGAGUUUGCAAAGAAUGGUGAACAUUUUUUUUUAUCCAGUGAGCAGCAGUUCUGCAGACAGAAACACUUUGUUAAUGAGAGACGUCAGAGGAGAAAGGCCAGACUGGUCAAAGCUGACAGGAAGGAGACAGUAACGCAAAUAACCACACAUUACAACAGUGGUAUGCAGAAGAGCAUCUCUGAACACACAACGCAUCAUAACUCUAAGUGGAUAGGUUACAGCAGUAGAAGUCUAAAAAAUAAGUUUAAUAAAUACCUAAUAAAGUGCUCACUGAAUGUAGAUAUGAAUGUAUUUUUAUGACUGCUGGAAAAUUGCUAUUAUAAAUAAGCUAGUCCUCUUUAUAUUCUUACAGGAAUCAGAAAACAAAUCGUAAUGUUCGAAACUGUACAACAUAAAAUAAAAUAAAUUUGAAGACUAAUAUUUCAGACUAAAAUACCUAAACAUAGUUCUCAGAUAUAUUGGAAAACUUGCAUUUUCUUAAUUAAUAUUGUGAGUUGCUAUCAUGGAUAUACUUAAUUUGCUUUCCAGAAAUUACUUUUUUAACUGCAUUAAUUAAGUGUUACAUUACAUUUCAUGUGUUCCCUCUGUGAAUGGCAAAUUGGCCACAGGGUGGCGCUAGAACAUUGGAAUAUUUAAAUACUGUCAUUGGGAGCAGAAAAUUCUCAAGUAUUUGCUAUGUCAUAACAUUUAAUUUGAAAAGAAAAAGAAAAAGAAAACCUUUUAUUUCACCGCACUAGCCAUUCCACCCAGGGGCUGUCUACAGUCCGCUGUAAAUAGCACAAGGCAGGAAAACAAAGUUCUCAAAAUAAGUUGUUGUUAAUGGGGCCCUCCAUUAAGCGUGUCAAACACAAGGUGACUUGUGACUGUCUGCCAUGUCCUGCAGUCAAAGGCUGUAGCACAAUACACAUUGAAAUUGAAUUGAAAUAAAGGAACAAUUUAAUUGUUGCGUAACUAUUA
Messenger RNA from Conger conger (European conger), 3325 nucleotides. RefSeq names its product solute carrier family 46 member 2. Bases 724 to 1992 code for a protein of 422 amino acids. Gene Ontology annotation, cellular component: membrane. The record is from RefSeq and is a predicted model, not a curated record. The transcript is spliced from 6 exons. NCBI's taxonomy places the organism in Eukaryota, Metazoa, Chordata, Actinopteri, Anguilliformes, Congridae. Gene Ontology annotation, molecular function: transmembrane transporter activity. Gene Ontology annotation, biological process: transmembrane transport.